CAAUUUAUCGACCAACCACCACGCAACAUACGACCCAGCUGUUCACCACUAACAGGAAAAUAAACAAACAUCAAAAUGGCGAGAAAUGCAGAGAAAGCAAUGACAACGUUAGCGCGUUGGCGCGCCGCAAAAGAAGAUGAAUCUGGGGAAAAGGAACGCCGGCCAUACUUGGCUUCGGAAUGCUCUGAUCUGCCCAAGUGUGAGAAGUUUCGACUGGAAAUAAUACGCGAAAUAUCCAAAAAAGUAGCACAAAUACAGAACGCUGGUUUGGGAGAGUUUCGAAUACGUGAUCUUAACGAUGAGAUCAACAAGCUGCUGCGUGAGAAGCGGCACUGGGAGAAUCAGAUAUCCUCCUUAGGCGGUCCACAUUAUCGACGCUAUGGUCCGAAAAUGUUUGAUGCUGAGGGACGCGAAGUGCCUGGCAAUCGAGGUUACAAAUAUUUUGGAGCUGCCAAAGAUUUACCAGGCGUGCGCGAGCUCUUUGAACAGGAUCCACCUCCGCCACCGCGAAAAACGCGUGCCGAAUUAAUGAAAGACAUUGAUGCCGAAUAUUAUGGCUAUCGUGAUGAUGAAGAUGGCGUGUUAAUACCACUGGAGGAGAAGAUUGAGCGCGUAGCUAUGCAGAAGGCGGUGCAGGAGUGGCGCGAGAAAAUGGCACGCGACGGUCGCAUUAUUGAUGACGAAGAGGAAGACGAAGAGAUCUAUCCCUUGUCUGGACCUGCGCGCGAAGCUGCCGAGGAUGCUAAACAACGAGCAACUGAGAACGAUCCACAUGGUCUGCUGGCGCCACGUUUUACUGCCCAUGUGCCCGUGCCUACGCAACAAGAUGUGCAAGAGGCGCUGCUGCGUAAGCGUAAGGAGGAACUGUUACAGAAAUAUGUAGGAACAGCCAAUUGAAUAA
Molecule: messenger RNA, 901 nt
Organism: Drosophila busckii
Lineage: Eukaryota; Metazoa; Arthropoda; Insecta; Diptera; Drosophilidae
Product: pre-mRNA-splicing factor ISY1 homolog
Exons: 4
Coding region: 76-897 (273 amino acids)
Biological process (GO): mRNA 3'-splice site recognition; generation of catalytic spliceosome for second transesterification step
Cellular component (GO): post-spliceosomal complex; post-mRNA release spliceosomal complex; Prp19 complex
Source: RefSeq, a predicted model, not a curated record